This is a messenger RNA of Panicum virgatum (switchgrass), 783 nucleotides long. RefSeq lists its product as uncharacterized. NCBI's taxonomy places the organism in Eukaryota, Viridiplantae, Streptophyta, Magnoliopsida, Poales, Poaceae. The record is from RefSeq and is a predicted model, not a curated record. The transcript is spliced from 2 exons. The coding region runs from base 134 to 457 and encodes 107 amino acids.
CCUCCUUCCUCUCCCCAAACCAAAAUCCAUCACACUCGCGAGAGACACCAGCCGAGAACCUUCCCGAAGCUUUGAGAAGCCGCCCGCCCAGCGCAGCCAAGGGAAAGCAGCGCCAUCGCCAUCGCCAUCGCCCAUGGAGAAGCAGACCAAGCCGGCGCCCGACGCUUCGGCCCACAUCGAGGCGCUCCGCUGCGCCAGGGCGUCGCUCCUCCUCGCCUCCCUCCGCCGGCCACGCGCGCCGCCUGCGCAGGAUCGCCGGCGCUCCUUCUCCUCCUCCUCCUCGGCCGCCGCAGCGGAGUGCGCGCUCCGGUCCGAGGGGCUCCUCCACCACGGAGAGAUUGCGGCGGCUCGGCGCGAGGCCGCCGGGCACGCGCGGAUCGCCGGGUUCGAGCUGCUCCUCGUGCUCGCCGUGGCGCCUGCCUUGCUGCUGCUGCUCCUCCUCCUCCCGCUUCUCUAGGCCGCGGCGGCGGGAUCUGUGUGCCGACGUCGACCGAAUCCGAAGAUGUUUGGUGUGGCCCGUGAGUGUCUUCUGAUGUUGUGCAUGGUGAUGGUGUUCGGCUGGGCACUUUUUCGCGAUGGGCUUGAUUUUGCUUCAGAUUCUGUACUUGUCUAUCGAUUUUCAAGUCCAGUUCGUGUGUUCGAUCAAACGCAUGUUUGGGGUUAGUCGCGUGUAGAUAAAUAUAAGUAUCAGCAGAGUUGUUUCGGUUGUAAUACUGACACAUGAAACUGAUUGGUGGUUUGGAUAUACUGGUGGAAUCAGCCAUGCGAAAUGCAGUAUAGAAA